Messenger RNA from Suillus plorans, 204 nucleotides. RefSeq lists its product as uncharacterized. The record is from RefSeq and is a predicted model, not a curated record. The transcript has a single exon. NCBI's taxonomy places the organism in Eukaryota, Fungi, Basidiomycota, Agaricomycetes, Boletales, Suillaceae. The coding region runs from base 1 to 204 and encodes 67 amino acids.
AUGGGUGGUUUCAUGCUUUAUGUGGAUGGGGAACCCUGCCUCACCCUACGCCCUGAUUACAUUCUUAAAUUGAUACAUGAAAGGUGUGCAUAUAUUGAUGUCCCUACCCUAACAAAAAGCCAGAUUCAAGACAAGAACAAAGGUAAUGCGAUAUCGAAAGGAUUCGUGAUGUUUCAGGUGGCCUGGUCUGUUAUGCAGCUCUAA